This is a messenger RNA of Clarias gariepinus (North African catfish), 2520 nucleotides long. RefSeq names its product extracellular calcium-sensing receptor-like. Gene Ontology annotation, biological process: G protein-coupled receptor signaling pathway. The transcript has 7 exons. Gene Ontology annotation, cellular component: membrane. Gene Ontology annotation, molecular function: G protein-coupled receptor activity. The record is from RefSeq and is a predicted model, not a curated record. NCBI's taxonomy places the organism in Eukaryota, Metazoa, Chordata, Actinopteri, Siluriformes, Clariidae. The coding region runs from base 1 to 2520 and encodes 839 amino acids.
AUGGCAUAUAAAACAUUGUUGCCCUCCCCUUCUCUAUACAAUAAUAAUUUGGGACCAGGUUUCAUUGCUGAUGGAGAUUUUGUCAUUGGAGGAAUUUUCCCUAUUCAUUUCAAACAGAGAAUACCAGAUUUGAACUGCACAUACAAGCCCGGACCAGUAGGGUGUGAUGGGUUUGAUCCCAGAGCUUUCCGCUGGGCUUUGACCCUGAUGCUUGCUGUGGAGGAAAUUAACAACAGUAGUGAACUGCUACCUAACCACACUCUGGGCUAUAAAAUAUUUGAUUCCUGUUCAUAUCCAUUAACAGCUCAGAGAGCAGCUCUGGCUGUUAUAAAUGGACCGAAUGAAGCAGACAGACCCAUGUGUUUAAAUGCUAGCCCUGUGUUGGCUGUUAUUGCUGAAUCUGGAUCAGCUGAGUCUACUAUGGUUUCUAGAAUUUUACAACAUUUCAAGAUUCCAGUGAUCAGUUACUUCUCCUCUUGUUCAUGCCUCAGUGACAGACGAGAAUUCCCCAACUUUUUUAGGGUCACCCCUAGUGAUGCCUACCAGGUGAAAGCCAUUGCCAAUCUGCUGAUACAUUUCAACUGGACAUGGAUAGGUAUACUGCGAGGAGAUCAUGAGUAUGGUGACUCUGCCAUGCAGAGACUACUUAAGGAGCUGGAUGGUACAAAUGUUUGUGUGUCUUAUCAGGAAAUAAUUCCGCUUUUAUACAACAGUCGGAGAGGAAUGGAGAUUAUCCAUGUGAUGAACAGCUCCAGUGCUCGAGUGGUAGUGGUUUUUUCAGCUGAAGGUGAAUUCACACCAUUUAUAAAGGACUAUAUGAAUCUGAAUAUUACUGGGAUUCAGUGGAUUGCCAGUGAAACCUUGGCAACAGCUACACCAUUCACAGGAAGUGAAUAUUACCCUUUUCUGGGAGGCAUGAUUGGGUUUGGGGUACGAUACAGCUAUAUUCCAAAGCUGAAAGACUAUAUAACAACAGUAAACCCAGAGACAUACUCCUCCAACAUUUGGGUGCAUGAACUGUGGGGUGCUUUGUAUGGGUGCACUCCCUUUUCAUCCUUUACCCCAAAUUCUCAGCUCCCCCUAUGCACUGGGCAAGAGCCACUCAACAAGAAAUAUUCUGUCUACAGGAACACAUCUACUCUUCGAAUUACUUAUAAUGUAUACAAAGGUGUGUAUGCUAUUGCUCACUCCCUCCACAAUCUCAUUUCCUGCCAACCUGGAAAUGGACCAUUUAUUAACUCCUCAUGUGCUGACAAUAGUAACAUCCACCCUUGGCAGCUCCAGUAUUAUCUGCAAAAGGUCUCACUCACUGUUUUAGGAGAGUUGUUGAAAUUUGAUAUGAAUGGAGAAUCGAUUGCAUACUAUGAUCUGAUCAACUGGCAGAAGGGCCUAGCUGGCAAUAUUGAACUGAUUAAAGUGGGCAUUUAUGAUGGGACCCGUGAGGCUGGGAAUGAACUGGUUGUUUACGACACGCCUAUUACAUGGGCUGGAGACAAAAAUGAGGUGCCAGUCUCUGUUUGCAGUACCAGUUGUCCUGCAGGAUUUAGGAAGGCUGUACUUAAAGGGAAACCUCUGUGCUGCUUUGACUGUGUUAAAUGUGAUAGUGGCAAAAUUAGUAAUCAGACAGAUUCAGUAGACUGUAUGGCCUGUCCUGAAGAUUACUGGUCCAAUGCAGAUGGAACAGAAUGCAUUCCUAAGGUCAUUGAAUUUCUUUCCUAUGAUGCAAUGGGGAUAACAUUGACUGUUACUGCUACUGCUGGAGCCAUUGUUACCUUAGCUGUGUUUGCAGUUUUUCUCUAUCACAGAAACACUCCUAUUGUGCGUAUGAACAACUCAGAGUUGAGCUUCUUCAUCCUUUUAUCCUUGACCCUGUGUUUCCUUUGUGCACUGAUCUUUAUUGGGAAGCCCACUUCAUGGUCAUGCAUGCUGCAUUACACUACCUUUAGCAUCACCUUCUCACUUUGCAUUUCCUGCAUCCUGGGUAAAACCUUAGUGGUUCUUGCUGCUUUUACAGCCACCCAGCCUGGAAACAAUAUAAUGAAAUGGCUUGGACCUACACAGCAAAGGAUCAUCAUCUUUGUCUGCACAAUGGUCCAGAUGGUCAUCUGUGCUGCAUGGCUUACAUUCUCUCCUCCAUUCCCUUACAAAAACACACAGUAUCAGCGCUCUAAGAUCAUUCUAGCCUGCAAAGUGGGAUCUGAGUUAGCCUUCUGGUGUGUGCUCGGCUACAUUGGAUUCUUGGCUUGUUUGUGUUUCAUUCUGGCAUUUCUGGCUCGACAAUUACCUGGAAAUUUUAAUGAGGCUAAAUAUAUUACUUUCAGCAUGUUAAUAUUUUGUGCAGUGUGGCUGGCAUUUAUACCUGCCUAUGUAAGUUCACCUGGUAAAUUCACUACAGCAGUGGAAAUAUUUGCUAUUUUAGCUUCUAGCUUCGGUCUCCUUUUGUGCUUAUUUGCACCAAAGUGUUACAUUAUUUUACUUAAACCACAAGAAAAUACCAAGCAGCAUCUAAUGGGAAAAUAA